GUUUCAGGUUCCGGGUUUCCGGGUGAACGAGAGCGGCUGGGGAGUGAGUGGCCGCCGCUGCGGCGGGGAGCAGGGCCAUGGAGAAGCUGCGGCGGGUCCUGAGCGGCCAGGACGACGAGGAGCAGGGCCUGACUGCGCAGGUCCUGGAUGCCUCGACCCUUAGUUUCAACACCAGGCUGAAGUGGUUCGUCAUAUGCUUCGUAAGCGGCAUCUUCUUCUCUUUUCUUGGAACUGGAUUGCUGUGGCUUCCUGGUGGCAUAAAGCUUUUUGCAGUAUUUUAUACCUUUGGAAAUAUUGCUGCCUUAGCCAGUACUUGCUUUUUAAUGGGCCCCGUGAAGCAGCUCAAGAAGAUGUUCGAAACGACGCGGUUGCUGGCGACGAUUGUAAUGAUCUUGUGUUUGGUACUUACCCUGUGUGCUGCUCUUUGGUGGCGCAAGAAGGGACUGGCCUUAUUAUUCUGCAUAUUGCAGUUCUUGUCGCUGACCUGGUACAGUCUCUCCUACAUCCCGUACGCACGGGAUGCAGUAAUUAAAUGCUGUUCUUCUCUCCUGAGUUGAACAUCAGAAACUGAAAAGGCCACUGGAAAGUUGAUAUUCUGAUUUGAGCAAAGUAUGCAUUUCCUGAUGCAAUAAUCACUCCGAAAACCACUGCACUGACCUGACCAUUUGAGACCAUUUUGUAUAUUGAUAAAAACUACAUGCCAUUAAAACUGUUAAAUGCUUGUGAAACGUUAAAUUCAUUAUGUGUCAUUAAUGUGCUCUUCCGAAGGUAGAUUUUAAUCAUUGCCUAUUGUAAAUGAUUUUUAGCCAGUUUUUAAUCUUUUCUAAACACAUUUGAGAUGUGAAUAUUUGCAGAUAAACCUAUGCUGCAAGAUAUACUCAGCUUUUUGGAUGGUUUUUAAAUCUACAUUUAAAAAAAAUCUUUAAAAUAAAAACUUGUGUAAGGUUUUACUUUAAGCUAAAAAUUGCUUAUUAUGUGUAAUAGAAGUAAUAUAUAUACAUCUUUAUAAUUUUGAAAUAAACCCACACUUGGAAAAUACCA
Sus scrofa (pig) is the source of this 1041-nucleotide messenger RNA. RefSeq names its product SFT2 domain containing 1 (gene SFT2D1). The record is from RefSeq and is marked validated. Lineage: Eukaryota; Metazoa; Chordata; Mammalia; Artiodactyla; Suidae. Gene Ontology annotation, cellular component: membrane. Gene Ontology annotation, biological process: vesicle-mediated transport.